AUGAAAGCCAUACGUGAAGUGACAGCAAAAAUGGACAGUGAAGAUGUCAUCAUACUAUCUGGCGAUUUUAACCUACUAAAAUUAUGCUGGUUCACUGACGAUAAUGAAGAUCCUGAAAUUGCCAUUCCAUUGAAUGCUACGGGAAAAAAGGAAUUGAUCGUUCUUGAUACGUGCCAUGAAUUGGGUUUAGUUCAAAUAAACAAACAUAGCAACCGAAAUAGUUCAACGCUCGACUUAGUUUGGACGAAUUGCGUUGACUUGAUUACAUGCCAUAAAUCCGAUUAUCAUCUAUUAAAAAGAGAAGUACAUCACCCUUUUGCACUUGAAAUUAAAAUUCACGACUUUGAUAACAACCAAAGCAAGACUGCGUUAAAACUGAAGUACCAUGAUUUCAUCGGAGCCGACUAUGACGUCAUCAAUAAUAAUUUGUGCAACUUGAAUUGGAAUGACAUUUUAUCUGGAAUUGACUUGGAACAAAAUAUUAGUAAUUUUUACAAUAUCAUCAUUUCGGUUAUUUCAGAGAAUGUUGAGUUGAAGACCAAAUCUAUUUCAAGUCAUCCGAAAUGGUUCAGCAGAGAUCUCAUCAACAUGAAAAACAGAGUAAACACGCUUCAUAAGCAAAAAAAAUCACGUCUUUCAGCAGUUCAUGAACAUGCGGAAUUGAGAAAACAAUACAAAGCUUGUGCUCGUUCUGCCUUCAAAAACUAUAAGCUUGAGAUGGAACAGCUCAUCGAUGAAGAUCCUACAAAAUUUUUUGAUUACGUGAAUACAUGCAGAAAAACACAUGACGAUCUGCCCAGCGAGAUGGAGUAUGAUGGCAAUAAAUUAAGUUCACAACAAGACAUUGCUGACUCAUUUGCGGAUCAUUUCACGAAAGCAUAUACACAAAAUGAUACUCCCGUUAAUAAUUACAAAGACUGUGAAUCGUUCCUGAGAGAUUUGUGCCUUAAUAUUCCAACAAUUGAUAUCACCGAAGGCCUAAUUCUGGAAACGGUCAAUAAGCUGCCAACCAAUACAGUAUCUGGACCGGAUGGAAUUCCAAACAUUUUUAUUAAAAGCGUUGGAGCGGAAAAUAUCAAUACGUGCCAAUAG
Messenger RNA from Sitodiplosis mosellana (orange wheat blossom midge), 1092 nucleotides. RefSeq lists its product as uncharacterized. The transcript has 2 exons. The coding region runs from base 1 to 1092 and encodes 363 amino acids. NCBI's taxonomy places the organism in Eukaryota, Metazoa, Arthropoda, Insecta, Diptera, Cecidomyiidae. The record is from RefSeq and is a predicted model, not a curated record.